GACGAUGCAGAACUGACCCUUCACUUGAAGGCAGGACAUCUCAGACUUGGGACAUUUCUGGGCGUGUGCAGCUGGUUUUCCGCUCAAAGGUUGUUUUCAGCCGACUGUCCCUGGCUACAUUUAGUCAGGAACGUCAACCGCUUCAUACUUCCUACAUCAAGUUCCAGGGUUCAGGAUGACGAAGAGGCUGCUGGUGGACGUGGACUGUGGCGUGGAUGACGCUCAGGCCAUCAUGCUGGCGCUGGCCGCCCCCAAUGUGGAGAUCUUGGGCAUCACCUGCGUGCACGGGAACACCGCGGUGGAGAACGUGUGCAAGAACGUUCUGCGGGUUCUCCAGGUCUGCAAUAAGCUGGAGAUUCCAGUCUUUAAAGGCGCUGACAGGCCUAUCCUUGGGAAAAGACUAAAUGCGGGAUCCUUUCACGGGAAGGACGGCCUGGGCGACGCUCCUGACCCCGACGCUCCAGGUCUGGACCAGCUUCAGAAGGACAGCGCCGUGUCGGCCAUCGUCAGGAUUGUUAACGAAAACCCAGGAGAGGUGUUACUGGUGGCCACAGCGCCCCUCACCAACCUGGCUCUGGCUGUGAGGAUGGAUCCGUCUUUGCCGGCCAAACUCAAAGGACUCUACAUCAUGGGAGGGAACACUGAGUCCCGAGGAAACACCUCGGUGUGUGGCGAGUUCAACUUCACUGCUGAUCCAGAAGCUGCAUACAUCGUGCUGAAUGAUUACCAGUGUCCAACCUACUUGGCCUGCUGGGAGUUCACCUGCUACAACAAGUUGCCUUGGGAGUUUUGCGACGCCUGGCUGGCGCAGAACAGCCACAAAGCUCGCUUCAUGGCGAAGAUCUUCAGCCACAGCAUCGAGGCGUCGAAAACCGAACGCUUCGAGAAAGAGUUCAUCGCGGGUUCAGGCCUGAUUUCCUGCGACUCGUACGCCAUGGCGGCCGCCGUGGACGACUCCUUCGUCGUGAAGACCGACCAGUUCCCGGUUAGCGUGGAGCUGGCGGGCACGCACACCAGAGGGAUGAUGAUAGUGGACACACUGGGCUUACUGGACAAGACGCACAAAGUUUUUAUCAUAAAAAACGUAGACAUGGAGAAGUUCAGGAAGAUGAUGAUGGCGGCUCUGAAAUGAGAGUCUUAACUUGAUCCGGUGGUCGGUGCUGUCCUCCACAUUUUUUGUGGUUCAUUUAGUUUUUGUAUUGUAAAACCCAGUUACCUCAACAACACAAUGACUCCACUAGACAAACCCUUGACUUUGGUCAUCAUUUAUUUAAGUUGAUGAUUUUCAUUCAAAAUAAAAAAUGUUCUGACAAAGAACGAAAACAUGUCGAACGCUCCAACUAAUGAGAGCUCUCGUCUUUUCCCAUGUGAAAGAUCAUUAAUCCUGCUGUGGGUUCUUUCACAACCUGUAGUUUGUUGCUACUCUUCCCCACCUGUGCUUCACAUGAGGUGUUCAUAAUGCUGAAGAUGCAGCAUCACACACGUUGCUGCACUGGCAUCAGUCAACACAAGCAUACAAACUGUUCAGUCUUGUCACCAGGAAACAUUCGUUGGUUCCUCAGUAUCCCUUCCUCCCUCUGAAUCGCGACCUUGUGUCCAGCUGCAGAUAGAAGAUGUUCAAAGUUGUUUGUUUUUAUUCAACAUUGAAGGCUUUGUGCCAAACAGCUGACUGACUCACCAUGGACCUCUUGCACUCAAAGAAUGAGGUCUGCAGCGCUUUGCAGUGGCCUUCCUUUAGGCACUCACUGGGCAUCUUUCCCUCCUGGUGGACAGAGGGACACCUUAAAACACUCCGAUCUAUACUGAGGCAAUCACAAGAGCUUUUAGAAAGGCCACUGAUUAAGUUUUAUGCUUUGAGUUGAAAUUACAAGUAUUUCUUCUUUACUCAAUUUUGUGGCAUCAAAGAAACUUAUUUUAAUUGUCUUAAAUAGAAGAUGUUGCAAUAUGUGACCCUGAAGCGUUACGCUUUUUCUUCUUUGGAAAGGUUUUUGGUACAAAUGUUCUGGUCUGUUCUGAUCAGAAAUCAGUAAUGAUCAAUAAAAAGAGGUUAUGUCA
Messenger RNA from Poeciliopsis prolifica (blackstripe livebearer), 2055 nucleotides. RefSeq lists its product as uncharacterized. The coding region runs from base 176 to 1132 and encodes 318 amino acids. The transcript has 7 exons. Lineage: Eukaryota; Metazoa; Chordata; Actinopteri; Cyprinodontiformes; Poeciliidae. The record is from RefSeq and is a predicted model, not a curated record. Gene Ontology annotation, molecular function: hydrolase activity, hydrolyzing N-glycosyl compounds.